Molecule: messenger RNA, 3454 nt
Organism: Portunus trituberculatus (swimming crab)
Lineage: Eukaryota; Metazoa; Arthropoda; Malacostraca; Decapoda; Portunidae
Exons: 3
Coding region: 47-3313 (1088 amino acids)
Molecular function (GO): glycosyltransferase activity
Source: RefSeq, a predicted model, not a curated record
UUGUGGGUGGUUUGUGGUCUCCCUGUGUGGGUUUGUGAGUGGUGCCAUGAGGAGAGCAGCCCUGGUGGCACUAAUCCUCUUACAGUGCCACCAGGGGUCAUCAGAGUGCCAACCCACCACAGGCACUCUCCCUCCCCCAGGGCCUGGCAGUGGGGGGUGCUGGGGGGGACUGUGGGGCCGGUUUGUGGAUAAGAUAAAUUUAAACGUACAUGAUGGUGUCUGUGUGCGCGUGGGUGUGUUGGCAGUGCACACAUGGGGUGAGGGUGUGGUGGAGGGGGAGACACACACACAGGAUGUCAAGGUAGAGAGAGAAACACUUGCAACACACACAAAGCAAGUCAAGGCAUGGAAAGAUAAGGUAAAACAACAAGAGGCAUUUAAAACGACAUUGGCAACACACACACAGCAAGGUAAACCAGUGAAUGAUGACACAGAACAAGAAAAAACACAUGAAACUCAAACACAGCAACUUAAAACCGUGAAAGACAAGAUAGAACAACAAGUAACAUUUCAAGCUACACUGGCAACACACACACAGCAACUCAAGGCAGAGAGAGACGACACAGAACAACAAACACCACAAAACACACACAUACAGUACUUCAACACCACACCACACACAACACACACACAGCGCCACAACACCACACAGACCCACACCACACCACCACAACCACACACACAUGACCCCACAACACCACCACCACCACACACACACCAAACACACCCACACCCCCGACAAACACCUCAAACACCCCACACCUCCACCUUGCCUUCCACCUCCACUUACUGCCACACCAUCUCAGCCUCCACUUUACAAUGCCACUUUGAAAAUCUUUACUACACACCAAAAUAUCAAGAAUUUGCCUUCGUAAGUGGAAAGGACUCAAGAUUGGAAGGUGUGGAGAGAGUGGAGGAGCUGCCAAACCACCUCCACUUGUCCACAGUCAUAGGGCACAAUGGUUUCCCCUUCCACAUAGCAGUCGUUCCACCAAGGGCCAUUCAAGGAGAGGUGUGGAAUCUCGAAGGGCAAAGUUUGGUAAUGGCGAGGUUUAAACCUGAUAAUUUGUUCCACGUUCUUCAUGAUGAUGUUAUGCCAGUUUACUUCACUGUGCUGCAGCUGUGUGGGGUGCUAGUCUCUCCCUGCCCACCCUUCACCCUGCUGGCAGUCGACACACACCCUGAGUCACCCUACAACACCCUCUACACUGCUCUCGGCCACCAGAUCCUGCUAUCAAAGGACCUGCAGGACAUAGAGUGGGUGAGACUCAGCCGGGCCAUUGUGGGUCUCUCUCGUCACAGUGUUUGGUACCAGUAUGGCUUCCGGCAACCUCAGGGGCCUGUGGGGACAAGACUGACUGGGCUGGAGUUGAGGGAGUUUGCUGUGUUUAUGUUAUCCAGGCUUGGUGUGGGUGUAAAUGCUGCGAGUGAUGGUGUGAGUGGUGUUGAUGGUGUUGGUAGUGGUGGUGGUGGUGAUGUGAAUAUUAGCCCAGUAGAUCUUUCAGGGAGUAAUAUUGAAGGAUCUGUGGAAAUUAACAAAAAUACUCUAGAAAAGGCAGAAAGUACUUUACAAACUAAUGAAAAUACACUGAUAAUUCAAGAAAAGGAAAAAAUUAUCUUAGAAACUCGUGAAAAUACUCUGGAAAACCAAGAAAAGGCAGAAAAUACUAAAAAUUGCUUAGAAAAAGACUUAAUACCACAAGGAAAUGCUCUAGAAAAUACAGAUAGGACUUCGAAAACUUGCAAAAAUGUUGUUAGCCCUGAAAAUACCCCUAAAAACAUUAUAGAGCCAACACACAACCUGAAAUCAGUAAAUCUCCCCAAAAACACCCUAGAAAGUAUUCAAAACUCAGCAAAAUACCUUAAAAUCACACAAAAAAACACCCUAGACUCAGCAAACCUUCCCAGAACUACCCUAGACUUACUAACCCACCCAGAAAACACCCUAAAAAGUUCUCUAGACACCCUGAACCACCCUAGGACACCCCAGCCACCUGCCCUAGCUGUCCUCCUCACUCGACAACUAACACGCAAAAUACUAAAUGAAAAAGAACUCGCGGAAACGAUACGAAGUGAAAUUCUUGAUAAAUAUGGGGAAGGGGAGGUGAAAAUGAUGUCGUUAGAGGAGCAUGGGUUGAACGAGGUGGUUAGAGUAAUUAGCCAGGCUCGUGUGCUUGUCGGAAUGCACGGGGCUGGUUUAGGGCUUGGAAUAUUCUUGCCUCAAAAUUCGCUGUUGGUUGAACUGUGGCCGUUUGCUGUCAAUCCUGUUUCCGCAAGAGUUUAUAGGGUUAUGUGUGAACUGGAGAGCUUUGGGGUGGUGUACAGGGCGUGGGUGAAUCAGGACGCUACACACACACGCACACACCCACACUACCCGCCACAUUUAGGGGGUGUUGACCAUUUACCGCCGGAGGAAAGACGGGAGGUUGUGUCAUUGCUGUAUACGAAUGAAUUAACGAGUGUUGUGUGUUGUAUGGAUGUUAAUUGGCUGUUUAGGAUAUAUCAGGAUACAACAGUUAGGUUAUACGCACAUACAGACGCACAUCACCCUCACACGCACACACACGCACAUGGAAACAUGCACAGUAAUGUAAAUGAGCCUCACAUGCACACAAAUGGAAACACACACACAGGUAUACAUGAGGGCAACGCACACAGGAACACACACACUAACGCACAUGAGCCUCACACGCACACACACGCACAUACAGACACACUGACAAGUAUACAUGAUAACACACACACAAACACACACACAAACAUACAUGGAGCUGUUCUCAAGAGUGUACCUUUUAGUGUGGUGUUGAGAGAGGGGCUGGCAUCACUACCCUCAACACCACAACCACCACCACCACCAUCACCAUUAGAAUCACCACCACAGAUAUUGCAAUCACCAAAAACACCACCACCACUGUCACAAACACACCAGUCAUCACCACCACCACCAUCACUAUUAAAAUCACCACCACACACAUUGCAAUCACCAAAAACACCACCACCACCACCACUACCACUACCAAAGCCAGGCAAAGUCAACAUCUUAAAAUGUUCCUUAGAAAAACACAACACCAGAACGAAGGUUGAAUUAUCUUGGCAAACACCAUGGCUAGUGAAGGCUUUGGGGUGUGAGGGGCUGGUGUAUGAGGUGGUGGUGGCGGCGGUGGGUGGUGAUGAGGCUAGAAGAGUAAUGGUGAUGAGGGAAAGUGUAGUGUUGGUGUUUGGUGAGGUGUUUGGUGGUGUUGACGUAUGGGUGACAUGUUUUUGUGGUGGUGUUGAGGGUGUGGUGGUGUUUGUAAGGUGUUUGUUGGGUUAGUGUGUGUGUGUGUGUUUUAAUUGUUUUUAUUAUUCUAUUCUGUGUAAAUUAAAGUGUAUAUCUGUAUGUGUUGUAUUCAUAAUGUAUAUAGAAAUAUUUUUUUAUAUGAAUUAACAUGAGAAAAUAUAUUCUGACAUUUUA